GACCUACUUUCUACAGUGGAGAAGACGUCCGCCAUCAUAAAAGGCUGUCACUUUCAGCGCUUUAUUAUCAACGAUUAAGUUUCAGUUUUCAUUACAAUCUUUCAAACGUUGAUGCCAUUUUUAAUAAUAGGUAUCUUAGCAACUUAAUGAUGGAUUUACAACUGGAAUAACGAAUAUUAACGACCCGAAUAUCGGGUAUAGAAUAUUACAUUCAAAAUCAGUCAAGAAUUUGUGGAAAAAUGAAUGGAAAAUUGAAACCAGAGAAGUUCGUUUACUGCGACGCCUUCUACUCAAAGUCCUGGAUUAAUGCCUUGAAAGCUGGACAGGUUGUAUUUGAAUGACAUCUUGAUUUGCAUAUAUCAGCCACAUAUUCGGUCUAUUUUCAAACCUUUGGUUUAUCAUGACUGGCUGUAGAAAUUCGAACACUUGACUCGAAUAUCAAAUCUACAAGGACAAGAUUUGUAGAUUAAUCACUUUAUCAAGGUUUAAUUUUCAUAUUACGCGUACGAAUAGACACUUACUUUGCAUUACUUUUAGUCAUAUUGUUGAUAGAAUACAAUGAGCAAAAAUGAUGGCAUGUCACGGUCCCCUGUCAAUGGGAGAACCUCCAAAGAAAGGGAUGAUGGAAAACCACAAUCUUCAAGCCGGCUAAGUGGAAGGUUUGGUCUUUCUAGUGCAAUUAAAGCAUUAUCUGGAAAAUCUAAGUCAUAUAAUGUAGAAAAAGCAACUACAAUGGGUGCCCAGACUUCUUGUGCUAAAGAUAUUGCUACUAAUGGUAGUGGUUCUAGCAGCCCAAAAUCUAUUAUGAACUCUGCAAAGCAUUUGAUCACUCGGGAACGUAGGCAAUCUGGAGAUAAGUUUGAUAAAAAGCCUCGUAGAUUUUCUGGUGGGGAACAAAGUAAUUUAUCUGUGUCACCCCGUGAUAAAGCUAGCAGUAAACUGAGUAGGCCAAGCGAGAACUCUGCUGAUAUACAAAAUGCAAAUAUGCCUUCUGAAGAUCUGUCUGGUGUUACAAAUUCUGUAACUAAGCCUAGUGAAUCUGGAAAAACUGGUAAAGGACGUAGCUCUCAACCUAUAGAUAUCAAUGGUACUGAUCUUAAAUCUGGAUCGUUGCCUAGAAGCCCCAAAAGUAAAAGCCCCAAAGUUGCAGUUAAUGUUAAUGGAAAAGACAAAAGUAUAGAUAUCACAUCUAGUCCCAGUAGUAUAAAUGGUGGGCUUAGGUCCGGUAGUGUUAGUCCCUCUGACCCUAAACCUGUUUUGAAAAGAUCCACUGGUAGCACGGGUAGUCUCCGUGUUAAAAAACAAGUAACUAUAGAAGAACAAGCUAUUAAACUGUCAGAUGAUAUAAACAUUGAAUCAGGAUCUGAAAAGCUAGUAGAUAAUACAGCAUCUGAUGUGAAGUCAACAGAGACUGUUCCUCAAUCAGUUGAAUCAGAUACCACAAGUGCAGAAGCUAAAACAGAAGGCAAAGAUGCAGAUCCAGCACAUAAAGAUGAUGAAGAUGAAGAGAAACCUCUAUCUGUUUCACCUAAUGGUCGGUUUUUGAAAUUCAACUAUGAAGUUGGCCGGGGAUCCUUCAAGACCGUUUAUAAAGGCUUGGAUGCUGAGACUGGUGUUGAAGUAGCUUGGUGUGAACUUCAGGACAAGAAAUGGAACAAAAGCGAACGGCAAAGAUUCAAAGAAGAGGCCGAGAUGCUCAAGUGCCUCAUGCACCCAAACAUUGUACAUUUCUACGACUCGUGGGAGGAGUUAUCACCUCGCAAUCGCAAGGUCAUUGUCCUGGUAACAGAACUCAUGACGUCGGGCACGCUCAAAACGUAUAUCAAACGCUUCAAGAAGAUCAACCUAAAGGUGACAAAGAACUGGUGCCGACAGAUUCUAAAGGGUCUUUACUUCCUACAUACGCGUACUCCCCCUGUAAUACAUAGAGAUCUGAAAUGUGAUAACAUCUUCAUUACUGGGACCACAGGCUCUGUUAAAAUCGGUGAUCUGGGUUUAGCCACAUUGAAAAACAAGUCAUUUGCAAAGAGUGUAAUAGGCACACCUGAGUUCAUGGCCCCCGAGAUGUACGAGGAACAUUACGAUGAGUCUGUCGACGUGUAUGCGUUUGGAAUGUGUAUGCUCGAGAUGGCUACUUCUGAAUAUCCAUAUAAGGAGUGUCUUAAUCCAGCUCAGAUUUAUCGUAGAGUAACUACGGGAAUCCGUCCAGAAAGUUUUGAUAAGAUUGAAAAUAGUGAGAUAAAGGACAUCAUUGAUGGGUGCACUCGCAGUAAACGUGAUGAAAGAUAUACUGUCAAAGACUUACUGUCUAUGGAAUUCUUUGCUGAAGACACAAGUGGCCUGAAGGUUGAAAUUGUUGAGGCAGCUAACACAACUGAAACUAGUGAGCAUAAGUUUAGCAAUGGCAGAUGUGUAAAUCCUUGUAUUACAUGUGAGACAGAGGGCAGCACAAGUAGCACAAUGAUCAAACUGAGGCUGCGUGUGUCGGAUCCAAAGAAACGCAAAGACAAACAUAAGGAAAAUGAAGCAAUUGAGUUUGAUUUCAACUUAGAGAAAGACAAUCCAGAACAUUUGGCACAAGAAAUGGUGAAGUCAGGGUUCCUACAGGUGGAAGAUGUGAAGGUUGUGGCCAAGCAGAUCCGAGACCGACUCAAUCAAGUGAAGCGAGGUCGCGAGAGAAAAGCAGCUGGUGAAGCCAAGAAGAAGGAAGAGAAAUCUGACAGUGAUACGGGCCAACAACAAGUCCAGGCUCCCGUCCCUGCAGCAACUACUACAACAACUACAACAGUCCAGGCGACAUCUGCCCAGCAACCACCUCCACAACCCUCCCAGUCCAGCACCACGACACAGAUAACAUCAACGGUGUCAACCACCUCACUCCAUUCAGCAUCAUCACAACAAUCUUUGCAGUCUUUAGCCCAGGCAGACAGCCAGAAUAACAUCCCUUUGGGAGGAUUUAAUGAGAGAACCGCCCAGCUUCAUAGGACGUUAUCUAGUGAUAGUGGUACAGGGAGCAUACCUCCUUCAGAUCUUCCAGCCGCCAUGUUGCAGUAUACACAGAUGCCUGGUUUUCAGCAGUUUAGUCAAUUUGCUCAGUUUAACCCUCUUGUGGCCCAGCAGUAUUCUCAGGGCUAUCAACCAGCCACCUACGCUCAGAUUCAGAGUCAGCUAGGCAGUCAAGGCAUGCAACUGCCACCAUUCCAGGAUCCUUCAGGUCAGCUACAGCUGCAGUACGAGAGCCAAGGGGGACUACAAGCAGGGGGCCUACAGACAGGGGGCCUACAAGCAGGGGGUCUUCAGAUGUCCUCUAGUGCAAUGAACCUAUCGCAGUAUACAGACUCGCAGUCAGGCCUUUCGCGAGCCUAUAGUGAUGUCGGACAGUAUUCAGAUGGUAUGGUUGUGACACCUCAACAGCUCCAACAGACACAGAUCUAUCCUGCUUCAGCACCCAUGUUCCAGCUUGGGCCUGUUCCUAUACAGAAUGAAGUCCCUCAGUCUCAACAACAGCAACAGUCACACGUUCUACAACAACAGCAGCAGCAGCAGAAACAACCUCAACAGGUCCCUUCACAACAGACUCAAGUCCAACAGGGCCAAAUGGGUCAACAGGGUCAAAUGGGUCAACAAAUGCAACAAGGUCAAAUGAUUCAGCAAGGUCAACAGCAACAGCUUCAACAAGGGCAGGUCAACCAACAGACUUCUCAGGGGCAGUUGCAACAACCUGUUCAGCCACAACAGCCAGCCCAUUCCCAAGCGCAACCUCCUCCAGUCAGCCAGCCCCAGGGACAACAAGUGCAACAACAACAAGCCAAAGUCCCGACCCAGCAGGCCAACACAGCAGGCCAGCAGCACCAAUUGGAUAUCAGUGCAGCUCUUGCCAACCAGGAUAAACCUCACACAACCACACCUCCUGUGGAUGAAGGAUCUCUUUCACAAAGGGAUAGUGACACUGGUACAGAUCUUGAGAAGAAGGACUCAAGGAAGAAGGAACGUGGCACAAAGAUCAAGCGAAGACGUCCUGAGAAGAAUCCCCACCUUGUUAUCCUGAGCCUGGAGACAGAAGAGGACAAUGGGCACAUUGUUGAGUGCCAACUAGAGACAGCCAAACAGAAGACUGUCACAUUCAAGUUUGACUGUGAGGAUGAUGACCCAACUGAGAUUGCUGAGAACUUGGUUAAAGAGAACCUUCUGCCCGAGGCUCACACAGAUCUAUUCAUAGAGCAAGUGAAGGAGGUACAGGCACUGGUGAAGGCCAAUCCUGACAUGGCAGUUGAGCUAUCUCAGGCCAAGGCAAAGGAACAGGCUGAUAAGGAGAAAGUUAGUGAGACUCCAGUUACAAGUCCCAGCACCUUAAGGCGUACAGUUAGUCAGCCAUCACAGGAUGUUGUAGAGGAAGAUCUUGCUCUCAAGAAGACAAACAGCGAGGCUAUCAUACAAGAGCACACUCCUACACCACCCAAUGUGCCCACUGAGGUGACAUUCUCCCCUGUGAAGCCUCCAAUAUCUUCUGCCACAGUGGUAGCCAGCCCACACAAGAAGUUCCUAGUGAGCCCUGUAGCAGAAUCUGCCCUUGAUGACUCAGUCCUUGCAGCACCUCUGUUGGAGAAUGCUGAGAGAGAGAAGCAUGAAGGGAGCUUGCCUCCUCCAGUGCAGAGACAGAUAGGAACGAAUCAGGAGGACUUAAUACAUCGUCCAACAACAGCACGUCAGACUAGUCAUACAUCAACCACUGGGUCUACAUCCCCACGUGAUGCCCAAGCUGGUGAUGACAUUAAACCAAUACAAAGGACUACAUCCACUGAUAGUAACACUAAUAGUUUAACUUACACCAAGGCAAAGGCAGUUGCAACUGACCUAGAGGACUUGAAGCAGAAACUAGGAGAGUUGAGUAGUGUGAAACAGGCUCUAGGUAAAGGACUGGCCCCUGAUGGAAAGGCUACUCCAUAUCCACCAGGAACCCCACAGCCUGGAAGAGCCAAUGUUGGACAGGAGGAUGGUACCCAGGAUACAUCAAGGACAUCCCCUCCUCCACCUGGUCAAAUGCCGACUCAAUCCCAGCAGGCUCUACAACAGCCUGGUAUUCCACAGUCAUUGUCCCAGCAACACCUAGCAGCCCAAGCCUUACAACAACAGCAACAACAACAGGCUCAGCAGGCAUCUGUGCAGCAGCAACAAAUGUCUCAACAAGCUCAACAGAUGGCAUAUCAAGCAGCUGUUCAGCAGCAACAACAGCAACAAUAUCAACAGAUGAUGAGUCAGGCUUCUCAGAGUUCCCUAAAUCAACAGAGUGGAUUACCUUUACAACAACAAUUCCAACAAAUGCAACAGCUAAUGGAGCAGCAAAUGCAGCAACGUAUUCAGCAAAUGUUAGCACAAGAGUUAAACCAAACCAGGCAACAGAUAGAGCAAGACUUGUACCAAAAGCAGAUGAUGAUGAUGCAGGCCUAUAUGCAGCAAAUGGGUCUUCAGCCACCCCAGCAGUUAAAUCUACAGCAAAUGCAGCAACAGAUGGCAAUGUCCCAGAUGUUCGGUGGCCAACAGCCAUUCCCUGGUGUCACUCCAGCCCAGAUGUAUGCUAACUACUUACAACAAGGACUAAUCACCCCUGGUAUGGCUCCAUAUAUGAUGGUCUCCCCUAGGAAGGAAAGCCCAGAGCAUACCAUCCAACCAGGACAGCAACCAAUGUAUCAAAGUAUUGGAAAGCCACCAAUUAGUUCAAUGAGCAUGGUCCAAGGAGGAAUCCCUACUAGUCAAGCAAUUGGGAGCCAUGCAAAUGAGGCCCCUGCAACUGGGCAAGGCACACCAUCAAAGGUUGCUAAAAAGCCAUCAGAUUUGGGUGACCUGGAGAAAGCUCUGUCCAAGCUACAUGGAACUGGUAAAAGGAAAGAGAUUGCUGCCACUUUGCAUGCUACUACACCACAUGGCCCUAGUGGACCACAAAGUGAACUUAUAUACACCAAUGUGCAACACCCUGCUGCUGCUCAACUCGAGAGUGCUAGUGCUUCACAAAGUCCACACGCCACCCAGAAACCUGUCAGUCCAGUGCCGCCAACAUCUAAACCUGACUCUCAUGCUCCUAAACCUGAUACUCAAGUUUCAAAUGUAGACCCCCAAGUUCCAAAAGCUGAUCCGAUUAAAGUAAAAACUCCUGCAGAUGUAGUGACUGCAAGUGAAUCUGCUGUAAAGCCAGAUGAAACUCCAAAAGAUGAAGUAGCAGUAGGAAAACCUAGUCAAACACCUGACACUACAAAUGCUGAUUCACCAAAGGAAAAGACUAC
Messenger RNA from Owenia fusiformis, 6278 nucleotides. The record is from the annotation of a GenBank genome assembly. NCBI's taxonomy places the organism in Eukaryota, Metazoa, Annelida, Polychaeta, Sabellida, Oweniidae.